This is a messenger RNA of Vitis riparia (riverbank grape), 2575 nucleotides long. Its product is annotated as calmodulin-binding receptor kinase CaMRLK. The coding region runs from base 138 to 2189 and encodes 683 amino acids. The record is from RefSeq and is a predicted model, not a curated record. NCBI's taxonomy places the organism in Eukaryota, Viridiplantae, Streptophyta, Magnoliopsida, Vitales, Vitaceae. Gene Ontology annotation, biological process: protein phosphorylation. Gene Ontology annotation, molecular function: ATP binding; protein kinase activity; protein binding. The transcript has 2 exons.
CUCCUUCCCUCAGUCCCUCUUAUAGUAGAUUUCAGAUUUGAGAAUAGCCUCUCACUUUCUCUGCGUCUUUCUCUCGCUCAGAGCCAAAGGCGGGCAUGGAGGAUGAUAGAAAAAGUGAAGGAGCUUGAAGUGAUGAAAUGGAGAUGUUUUGGAGAUUGUUGCUUGUGCUCUCCUUGGUAGUGGUAGUGGCUGCAGAAUCUACAUGCAACAGUACUACAGACUCGAAGCUGGUUCUCAAGGCAUUUAAAGGCGUCACUGGAUUCAACUCUUCUUGGGUUAAAUCUUAUGAUCAUGGGAACUGUUCGAGCCCUCCAAUGAAGGAACUGAAGUUUUCUUCGCGUAAUCUGAGCGGGACUAUUUCAUGGGAGUUCCUCAGGAACAUGUCUCAGUUGCAGGCCAUCGAUCUUUCCCACAAUUCCCUCAGAGGGCAUGUUCCUGGUUGGUUUUGGUCGAUUCGGAGCCUGGUUAAGGUCAAUCUGUCCCGGAAUCGGUUUGGGGGAAGCGUUGGGUUUGAAGGAUUAGGUUCGACUUCGUCGAUGCAGGUGCUGAAUCUAUCGGACAAUCGGUUCACCAACUUGGUACGGCUCUCUGGUUUUCAAGCACUUACAGUUCUUGACCUUUCGAAUAACGAUCUGAGAGUUUUGCCUUCUGGGUUUGAGAACCUCACUAAGCUUGAGCACCUUGACAUCUCAAGCUGCAAUAUUUCAGGCAAUUUGAAGCCCAUUUCAAGACUUCGGCGAUUGACACACUUGGAUGUGUCUGAAAACAACAUGAAUGGUACGUUCCCUUCUGAUUUCCCUCCGCUCAACGGACUCAGGGUCUUGAACGUCUCAUUCAACAAGUUCACCGGACUGAUUGGAUCCGAGUUCCACAAAAAAUUUGGCAACUCUGCGUUCAUUCAUGCUGGCAAUUUCAAUGUCUCCAAAACUGCAACCCCUCCGAUUGGACCCCAUUCCACUCCCCUACCUCACAAACCCCUCCCAGAACUUCGACCCCAUUCCUCUACCCCACCUCACAAACCCCUCCCAGAACACCUCGCGAAGAAGAAACGCAAAUCAAAACCUAAACUUCUAGUCUUGUCUUUGUCGUGUGCAUCAGCAUUCCUGGUCCUGGCCAUGGCUAUCUGUACGUAUUGCAUGUACAGGAGAAGGAAGCUGAAGCGAAGAAACAGAUGGGCAAUCUCGAAGCCGAUGCAGGCGGAGUUCAAAAUGGAGAAAUCAGGACCCUUCUCUUUCGAGACAGAGUCAGGCACAUCAUGGGUGGCCGACAUCAAGGAACCAUCCUCAGCUCCGGUGGUGAUGUUCGAAAAACCGCUGAUGAACCUCACAUUCAAGGACCUCAUCGCUGCCACGUCACACUUCGGCAAGGAGUCACAGCUAGCGGAGGGCAGAUGUGGGCCAGUCUACAGAGCUGUCCUCCCAGGAGACAUCCACGUGGCAAUCAAAGUGCUGGAAAACGCGAGAUCCGUUGACCACAACGACGCUGUACCCAUGUUUGAAUCUCUGGCGAGGCUCAAGCACCCCAACCUUCUUCCUCUCUCCGGUUACUGCAUUGCAGGUAGAGAGAAGCUGGUGUUGUACGAGUUCAUGGCCAACGGCGACUUGCACCGGUGGCUCCACGAGCUUCCCACCGGCGCGCCCAACGUGGAGGACUGGAGCACUGAUACGUGGGAGCAUAUCAAUGACGGAGAAAGUGGUUCCCGUGCCUCGUCUCCGGAAAAGAUGGAAUGGCGGACUCGCCACCGCAUUGCUGUCGGAGUGGCGCGUGGGCUCGCCUACCUCCACCAUGCAGGUUCCAAGCCCAUCUUCCACGGCCAUCUCGUCGCCUCCAACGUCCUCCUCGCCGACGACUUCGAGCCCCGAAUCGCGGAUUUCGGCCUUAGGCGGGACAGAGAUAUCGGGAACACCGAAACUGAUGUGUACUGUUUCGGUGUCGUGUUGAUAGAGCUCCUAACGGGUAAGCCCGGGUCGGAAGAGACCAUUGCAUGGGCGAGGAAGCUGGUGAAGGACAGACUCGGAGUGAACGCGCUGGACCCGAGGCUGGGAGUCGGUGGCGACUCAGUGAGCGAGAUGGUAGAGUGUCUCCGAGUUGGAUACUUAUGUACGGCCGAGUCACCUGGGAAAAGACCCACAAUGCAACAGGUCGUGGGUCUGCUCAAAGACAUACAUCCUGGGCCUGAAUUGAAUUGAGUUGACUCAUUCCGCAGCGUUCCAAUUUCCAAGGCCACUGACGUACGCAACCCCUGGCUGCCUAAAGAGCGUGUAGCAUCAUUGUUGCAAUUUUAACUUGUGGGUUUCUGUCACGCGCUUUGGCCUGGCGUGGUAAAGUUUUCUGAAGUUUGAAAUAGGACCAUGUUUGGCUGUCUCCAUUGGGUAAUUGAUUCUUUUUCUUUAAUUUGAUGUAUAGAUAAAAAAUUUGAAGAGGAAAAAAAAAAUGGUAGACAAAAUGAGGUGGGGUAAGGUGGGAGAAGGGUGGUGGUCGUUUAGGUGGGCAGAGAAUCCCACUUACUGCUUGUCUCUUCUAAAAAAGCCUCAUCAUCCCCUCCUUUUCUUUAAUUUCUUUCCCUUUUUCUUUA